AUGAACGAUUCAAACAUGAACAGCCUCUUGAAGUGGGGUGUCGAAAACUCAAAGGUCUCCAAUGGCGCAGACGCGAAAACACAGCUCAACCAAGAAGCCCUGGCAGCCCUGUUUGGAGGAAACCAGAAGUCUGACGCGCAGAUGAUGAAGGAAAUGAUGGAGGUUGUGCAGGACGAGGAGGCCAAGCUAGAGAACAGGAUCGUCGCGUUUGACAACUUCGAGCAGCUCAUCGAGAACCUCGACAACGCAAACAACAUCGAGUCGCUGAAGCUCUGGACACCACUAGUGGAGCAGUUGGAGAACAAGAACGCCGAGUUGAGGACAUUCGCUGCAUGGUGUUGCGCAACUGCCGUAUCAAACAACAUCAGAACCCAGGAACGACUUCUUAUCGUUGGCGCUAUCCCUAUUCUAGUACGCAUGGCAAUAGAAGACACGGACAAGAAGGCGCGGAAGAAGGCGAUACUGGCCCUCUCGUCCUCCGUCAGGAACUUCCAGGCAGGUCUUGACGAGGCCGUCUCCCACAUGCCGGCUGAGUUCAAGCCUCAAGAGAAGCUCGACGCGAACGACAUGGACUCGGUCGAUGUUCUAAUCAACAAACUACGAGAGAGCGUAUAA
Dothidotthia symphoricarpi CBS 119687 is the source of this 615-nucleotide messenger RNA. RefSeq names its product Fes1-domain-containing protein. Lineage: Eukaryota; Fungi; Ascomycota; Dothideomycetes; Pleosporales; Dothidotthiaceae. The record is from RefSeq and is a predicted model, not a curated record. Bases 1 to 615 code for a protein of 204 amino acids. The transcript has 2 exons.